Messenger RNA from Otolemur garnettii (small-eared galago), 1043 nucleotides. It is a transcript of the gene MPHOSPH6, whose product is annotated as M-phase phosphoprotein 6. The coding region runs from base 26 to 508 and encodes 160 amino acids. Gene Ontology annotation, biological process: maturation of 5.8S rRNA. The transcript is spliced from 5 exons. NCBI's taxonomy places the organism in Eukaryota, Metazoa, Chordata, Mammalia, Primates, Galagidae. The record is from RefSeq and is a predicted model, not a curated record.
AGUGCCGCGCUGGGCUGCAUCAGCCAUGGCGGCCGAGCGGAAGACCAAGUUGUCCAAGAACCUGCUGCGCAUGAAGUUCAUGCAAAGGGGACUGGAUUCAGAAACCAAGAAACAACUGGAAGAGGAAGAAAAGAAAAUCAUUGGUGAAGAGCACUGGUACUUGGACUUGCCAGCCCUGACAGAGAAAGAGAGUUUCAUAAUAGAAGAGCAGAGUUUCUUGUUAUGUGAAGAUCUUCUCUAUGGAAGAAUGUCAUUCAGAGGAUUUAAUCCCGAGGUCGAGAAACUGAUGCUUCAGAUGAAUUCUAAGAACAAAGCAGAAGUUGUUGAAGAUGAAACAGAGGAGGCUGAUGUAUCAGAUGAAGAAAUGGCUAGAAGAUACGAGACCUUGGUGGGGACAAUUGGGAAAAAGUUUGCCAAGAAGAGAGACCGUGCCAAUUAUGAAGAAGAUGAAAAUGGAGAUGUAAAACCAAUUAAAACAAAGAAGAUGUUUUUGAAGCCCCAAGACUAAAACGGAUGCCUCAAGAGAUGGGUCAGGGACGGCUUGUGAAAGACAGCAGCGUAUUUCAGAACUCACGCUGAUGGUGUCUCCAUACCUGUAAUACUAUAAUGUCCAUUUGUAAAGGGGUGUAUCAUUUUGGAAGCAUGCUGUUUCUGAAACAGAUAUGUGAUGGAUGUUAUACAUCCUUUGUUAAUAGUAUUCAUUAAGAGUAUGUUUCUAGCCCUUGAUCUUCAAACAUACAUCGGCACAGGGUUGCUUCCUAAAGAUUCAUUGACUUCAGGUUUUUUUGUAGUUCUCCAGUCACUGACUUUGAAUGGACUCAUAGAAAUUAAUACCAGUUUUUAAACUUAUGUUUCACUUUGAAUUAUUAAUCAUGUGAGGCCAAUUAAUGCAUACUUUUUGAAAUCAAAUAUCAUAACAAUUCAUUCUAUGUAAAUUCAUCAAGAGCAAGCCUGCCUCUCCAGCCUGAAGCUUUUGCAUGCCAGCAGGUCAUUGUCAGUUCAUGGUAUUAUGGGAUUUUUGUUUAAAGCAUUUAAUUAAUAGA